UCGCGAGAUUUCCCGCGAAGCAGCGCACAGCGGCACUUGCGUGGUGUAGGCUAGCGUGCUUAGCUACAUCUAAGUUUUUGCCAACUUCCAUGUUAAAUCUUUCAAACUUUUUUCGGUAACGUCGGCAGUGCACAGGAACUCCAGUCACCAUGAGUAUACUCGCCAAAAUAGCAGAGAUUGAGAACGAGAUGGCCAGGACGCAGAGGAACAAGGCCACAGCUCACCACUUGGGUCUGCUCAAAGCACGUCUUGCCAAACUGAGGAGGGAACUCAUCACACCAAAGGGAGGUAGUGGUGGUGCAACAGGAGAAGGUUUUGAUGUUGCAAAAACUGGCGAUGCUCGUAUUGGCUUUGUUGGUUUUCCCUCGGUGGGAAAGUCUACACUGCUAAGUAACCUUGCAGGCGUGUACUCUGAGGUUGCCGCCUAUGAGUUCACCACCCUUACGACGGUACCAGGAGUCAUUCGCUACAAAGGUGCCAAAAUUCAGCUCCUGGAUCUCCCAGGAAUCAUUGAGGGGGCCAAGGAUGGCAAGGGCAGAGGCAGACAGGUCAUUGCAGUGGCUCGAACUUGCAACUUAAUCCUGAUAGUGCUCGAUGUGUUGAAGCCUCUUGGCCAUAAGAAGCUGAUAGAACACGAGCUGGAAGGGUUUGGCAUCCGACUUAACAAGCAACCACCCAACAUCGGCUUUAAGAAGAAGGACAAAGGAGGCAUCAACUUCACAGCUACAUGUGCGCAAACUGAGCUGGAUGCUGAAACUGUUAAGAGUAUCCUGGCAGAGUACAAGAUCCACAAUGCCGACAUCACUCUGCGCAGCGACUCCACAGCUGAUGACCUCAUUGACGUGGUGGAGGGAAAUCGGGUCUACAUCCCAUGCAUUUAUGUGCUCAACAAAAUCGAUCAGAUCUCCAUCGAGGAGCUCGACAUCAUCUACAAGGUGCCCCACUGUGUACCCAUCUCGGCCCACCACCGCUGGAACUUCGAUGACCUGCUGGAGAGGAUGUGGGACUACCUAAAGCUUGUGCGCAUCUACACUAAACCUAAAGGCCAGCUUCCUGAUUACACAUCUCCCGUUGUACUCCAUGACGAAAGGACUUCAGUUGAGGAUUUCUGCUUAAAGAUUCACAAAAACCUCGUCAAAGAAUUGAAAUAUGCACUCGUGUGGGGGUCAUCUGUGAAACACAACCCUCAAAAGGUGGGCAAAGACCACGUAAUGGAGGAUGAAGACGUUAUCCAGCUGGUGAAAAAGUAAAAGGAGUGUUCACUGCAUGGCCUGUAUAUCACAAAGUGUUCUGUACAGUUGCUCAGUAAAUCACCAAACAUAUCCAUUAGAGCAUCUGUGUCAUGUGGUCCCUGAGUUUUUCGCUCUAAGUUAAAAACCAAAUGACAUGAAUGUAAGUGUCACAUUUAGAAGAACCUACAGUACUUAACACCAUGAAUAGUUCAUAUUGAAUACUGGUUAAGGCUUGCAAUAAAAUCUAAGAAAUCUGUACAAUAAAAACAUCAUUAAGGAA
Morone saxatilis (striped sea-bass) is the source of this 1512-nucleotide messenger RNA. RefSeq names its product developmentally regulated GTP binding protein 1 (gene drg1). Gene Ontology annotation, molecular function: GTP binding; GTPase activity. Gene Ontology annotation, biological process: cytoplasmic translation. The transcript has 9 exons. NCBI's taxonomy places the organism in Eukaryota, Metazoa, Chordata, Actinopteri, Moronidae. The coding region runs from base 150 to 1250 and encodes 366 amino acids. Gene Ontology annotation, cellular component: cytoplasm. The record is from RefSeq and is a predicted model, not a curated record.